Messenger RNA from Aegilops tauschii subsp. strangulata, 1261 nucleotides. RefSeq names its product transcription elongation factor 1 homolog. Gene Ontology annotation, biological process: transcription elongation by RNA polymerase II. The record is from RefSeq and is a predicted model, not a curated record. Gene Ontology annotation, molecular function: RNA polymerase II complex binding. NCBI's taxonomy places the organism in Eukaryota, Viridiplantae, Streptophyta, Magnoliopsida, Poales, Poaceae. Gene Ontology annotation, cellular component: transcription elongation factor complex.
AUGGGCAAGCGGAAGUCGGCGAGGUCCAAGGCGGCGCCGCGGAAGAAGGUGGAGAAGCUGGAGACGGCCUUCUGCAGCCACGCCGCCGCCGUCGAGUGCACCAUCGAGCUCGACAUCAAGAUCGCCACCGCGUCGUGCUACGUCUGCCUGGAGAGCUACUCCACCGUGCCGGACGCCCUCACCGAGCCCAUCGACGUCUACAGCGAGUGGAUCGACGAGUGCGAGCGCGUCAACGAGGGCGUACGACGUCGCGCCAGGAUGAUGCGUGGUCGCCAUCCUGCGCUUUGUAAGCUUUUCCGCUGUACUUGCGCGGCCAAUGUGCGGCGGCGGUUCAGAUAGCUACGUACGAAAAUCCAUGGGUGCAACAAUUAAUUAAUGAUGAUCGAUCCAUGACUUUGGUUGCACAGCUGAAAUUUCGUGGCAAAUGUAUGGUUCGUACAUGCAGGAGGCAGCGACCAGUACUAAGAAAUGUCCGAGAAAGGGUUUUCCCCCGCUUUGUAUUACAAAGCAACCACCACGAUACAGCGAACGAUAAGUGCUGGGGCGGAAACAGCACGGUCACGCCCAAAAGAAAAGGAAGAGAAAACAAAAAAAGAAACAAAUGCCAAGAGCGGCGGAUCAACGAAAAAACAAAGAAGCCCCGCGACCACUGCGCCCACCGGAGAACUCCCACCAAGCUCCACGACUCCGGAAUGCCGGCACCAAGCAACACCUCCAAGAAGGGAUGCGACGACGAUGACGUUGCUGCGAAGGGUUUCCCCUGGUACGCGGCGAGGGGAUAGGAAGGGUCGCCCCGACGCCCUCCAGGAAGUGUAACAUCCCCAGAUCUUAACCCUGUCAUUAAGCUAAUUAAGUUGCCCUGUCAUCAUGAUCACUAAGCUAAUCUGCCACUUGUCCAAAAUCAAAGUCAGUUUCCAAUUCAAAUUUCAUGUCAACUAAAUAUUUCUUCAAAUUGCAGAACUAAAAUGUUCAUAAUAUUUAGAAUAAUCCAGAAGCAAGUGUCAAAAUAUAAUUAAUAUUAAUUGAAUUACUUAAAUGACUCAAACAUCCUGAAACCACCUCAAAACAGUAAUAAAAAGUGCCAAGUCUUUUAUUAAAAUUUCUUAUGGAACUACAAGUUGCCCAAACCACUUUCUAGUGUUAGCUAAUAUUGCAUGUUAAUAUUUGAACCCAGUCCCACAUUUUAAAAAUGUCUUUUAGUAGCUUAAAUAAAUGCAAACAGUGGCUAAAAGAAAUAACAGAAAAGAAAAACAAAAAGUAA